GCGGCCGCCCGGCCCCGGGCCAUGGCGCUCCCCGCCCCCCUUGGGCAGCCGCCGCGCAGGCGCCCGGUGAAGGGGGCCGGCGGCUUUGCCGGGGCAGCCACGGCGUUGGAGGCCGAGAGCCGGCACCCAGAGCUCCGCCAUGCCCGUGCGCUUCAGGGGCUUGAGCGAAUAUAAGAGAAACUUCAGAUGGAAAACCCCAGAGUUGUGUAGCCCAGACCAACAGCAGAAAUCCCAGUGGGCAGGACUUCGGUCGGAUCAGUUAGGAAUCACAAGAGAACCAAACUUCAUUUCCAAGAGAAGGGUACCGUAUCAUAAUCCACAAAUUUCAAAGUCCUUUGAAUGGGCAGCAGAUUGUGAUUUGGAUGACCCACUUGAAACUGAGGCUCUUAAGACUGCAGAGUUGCACACAGACCAUAAUAAUGAUGUGAAUCAGGAAAAAAUUGAAACACCAGAAGGACCAAGGCUCCCCCCAAAAGUUCGGUCGCGUUCUGCAGAUUCUAGAGUUGAAACUGCUCUUGCCCUUCCAGAAAACAAUAUGAAGAGAUCGCCAACUGUAGCUCCACCAAAUAGAAAUGAGGCAUUUGUGUCUUCAAAAAAGGAAUCAGAAAAAAUGGAUAACGGGCUUCACAGAGUGCUUCAGAGGAAAGCAGGCAUGAAUAUUCCACGGUUAAAUACUUUCCCCAGAAAUUCUGAAUAUCAAAGCCAAUUUAUUUGGAAGAGUCCUCAUGAAAAGUCACCAAUACUUGCAGCUGAAGAGGUUAUUUGCAAUACGAAUAAAUCCAUACCUCCGUUCAAAUCUCCUGCAAUUACUUCUGAAACAGAACAUGAGAAAAAUUUCAAAGGCUCUCCUCCUGCUAAGAGCCCACAAGAGAGAUGCUGUUCCGAAGAGAAAGAAUCGCUGGGUUGUGAGCAAAGUAAGAGGGAAGAACCACUUCAUAAGCCAGCAGAAGAUGCAUCAAAACGAGGGAAAUCAGAGCAGAAACAUCCUAAACAAAAAAAUAAGCAGCAUAUCAGUCAAAAGCCCCUCUCUUUACGUACAAAUCAUGGAAAGAUGAACACUGAAUAUAGGUCAAAAUUUUUGUCUCCAGCCCAGUAUUUCUACAAAGAUGGAGCUUGGUCUCGUAUUAGGAGUAAAGUUCCCAAUCAGGCAUCUCAAAACCCCCUAAAUUCCAUGUGGUAUAUGGAGGUGAGAGAACUUCGAGCAAGAGCAAAGGCUUACAGACAGCGAAUAGAGGGAACACACUUCUCCCGAUACCAUCUCAACCAGAUCCUGUCUGAUAAUAACAGUCUUUGGGAUGUGUCCUCAAGUUCCAGUUCAGAAGAAGGCAUCAGCAAUGACAUUAGAGCACUAGAUCUUGCUGGCGUUUCUGAAAAAGAGACUGCACCAAGGCCAAAGAUGCUGCAGGAGCCUGACGCCAGAGAACAGGCACACGAGAAUGGCCCUGAGAAAAAAGGCAUGUCAGAUGCUUCAACUGUUCCAGUCAAAAGGCGUUUAGUUUGGGGUGAACAAGAAGCUACUGAGGAAAAGGAGAAUCAGCAAUCCACAGAAGAGGAAGAAAAAGAAAACGAAAAAGCUGCAGUUGUGGUGCAGAAUUUAGAAGAAAACAAUAAGGACACCAACGAAGAUAACGAAGUUGAAGGUGAGAAAGCCUUACUGCCGAAUUCUGCAGCUGUGUCAGAUUCUUCUUCUGUAUCCUCGGAGCCAGGCGGCCGACUUCCUACUCCAAAGCUGAGAGCACUUGGUAGAGCACAGAGGACUCAUCAUGAUCUCACCACCCCUGCUGUUGGAGGCGCGGUUCUAGUGUCUCCUCCUAAAUUCAGGUCUUCGUCUUCACAGCCGAGAGUGCGAGGUUUAGGAACAGACCCUUCUUCAGCUAAGCAAGGUAUAAGAGAGGCUACAAAAAGAAGGUCCUUCCGGCCUGAUGUGGAAAUGAAAACUGUUUCACUCCUUACCUCUCCACCUGCUGGGCUGGGAACUUUGGAUCCUCUGCCGCUUAGGCAGGAUCAGUGGCCUCGUAACAGUGUUUCUGAUGAGCGAGUUUCUCAUAAUUCAGUACAUCAAGAACAUUCCUCUGUACCUCCUCUGCUGAAGUCAACCAGAAGCUGCCCUGUGUCUUGUUGGAGUCCCUCUCCUCGUAUUCAGGGGACUCUCAAGGAUCCUGAAUUCCAGCAUAACGGAAAUAUUGGGAAUCCAAAAAUUAGAUCUUUCCAGUUACCCCUUCAGGAAAGAAACUAUAACGAUGAAGAUGACAGGCUGUCUCAGAUUUCUGCUCGCUCGGCAGCUUCUAGCUCACUUGCAUCUCAGAUACUGGAACGAGCUCAGAAGAGGAAGGAGGACUUCUGGGGCAAGACAUAGACUCUCCCACCUGUUUUAUAGAAACUGUAAAAAUAUUUAUUUUUAUGGGUUGUAGUGUAAUUUUUUAAAAAAUGAUGAUUAUAGGUGCCAUGUAGCAUUCUUUCACUUGUCACUACUAUGGCUCAACUUCAGGACUUGCCAUCCCAAUUUAAAAUUUCAACAUUUAAACCAGUGUUGAAAAUAUAGGUCCUUUAUAUUUGAGAAUUAUGUUACACAGCCAUGUUUUUUUGUUUGUUUUGUUUUUAAUAGCACCUCUUGAAACUCAGACAAUUACUAUACCCAGUAACCUGUGUGUUACUUUUCAAGGUAUUCUGCUGCAGUCUGACAGUAUGAUGUGGGACAGUAUUCAGGGGCAACACUAUCAUUCACCAAACAUCUCAGUUGCUUGAUUUUAACCAGAUAUCUUAAAGGCAACUGUGGUGUAUUUGAUUCUGUUACUGUAUGUAGUGUGAGUACAAUACAGCACUAUCACAAAAUCUGUUGCUUUUGCUACUUACUACUUUUGGCCUGUUACCAAAAGGCCCUUACUACUUUUUAAGGAAGCUAAUACGGAACAUACAAGAGUUUCAGAAAAGGGCAUUAACCUUCAGGGUUUGUUGAUUGCCCACGUUUUUUUGGCCAGGAUGACUGUUAAAGACCAAUGCGUACAGUUCUGCAGCUUGUCAGAUGUAGCGAAAUGUUUUGUGGGCAAGACCCAUAUUUAGUGUUAAUGUCAGCUUCUCUAGAAAAAGCAACCUUAGCCACUUUAAACAGUGGUCUUUCCCAGCCCCUCUUCAACCUCAGGUACUUAGGGGUAGUUGAUAUCUUAGAAUAAAAGAAGAAUGUUUUAAUGACUUUGACAUUUUAAUUACCUCUUUCUAGUUGCCUGUUUAUGGGAGACUGGACUACUGUUACAGUUGUCACAGCAAAAAAUAUUUGUGAUUUAUGCUGACAGCCUGUUUUCUCUUUGCAACUGAUGCAAACAAAUUAACAUGAAAUAGAAGAAGUAGAUGGCUAGCAGCCAACUCUUACAGUGGUUUGUUUCUUCUUAGGUGGCUUCAAAUUUUAAUAAUAUUUAAUUUGGAAAUUUUGUACUAGAACAAUUUGAAUUUUGUACACAUUUGUAUGCAUUCUGAUUUUGUACACAAUUAAGUCUGUGUAAUACUUAAAUAAAAAAAGGUCAAGUUGGCUUUGUUUCUAUUCAAA
Oxyura jamaicensis (ruddy duck) is the source of this 3541-nucleotide messenger RNA. It is a transcript of the gene SAXO6, whose product is annotated as Mdm1 nuclear protein. The transcript has 15 exons. Gene Ontology annotation, biological process: negative regulation of centriole replication. The record is from RefSeq and is a predicted model, not a curated record. Lineage: Eukaryota; Metazoa; Chordata; Aves; Anseriformes; Anatidae. Bases 140 to 2356 code for a protein of 738 amino acids. Gene Ontology annotation, molecular function: microtubule binding.